Molecule: messenger RNA, 4749 nt
Organism: Leptosia nina
Lineage: Eukaryota; Metazoa; Arthropoda; Insecta; Lepidoptera; Pieridae
Source: the annotation of a GenBank genome assembly
AUGCAGGUGUUCGGCGAGUGGGCCCAAGUGGAGGUGGUGGAGCUGGUGAACGACGGGUCCGGGCUCGCGUUCGGCAUCGUGGGGGGGCGCUCCUCCGGGGUCGUUGUCAAGAGCGUCUUGCCGGGCGGCGUGGCUGACAGGGAUGGGCGCCUACGCAGCGGAGACAUGCUCCUGCGCAUCGGCGCGGUGUCGGUGGUGGGCAUGUGCGCACGACAGGCGGCGGCCGUGUUGCGGCAAUGCGGUGCAUGCGUGCGGUUGCUGGUCGCCAGGCCAGCACAUAGCAUGCAAGCGUCCCUCGGUGCGUCUCAAGCGCCAAUAGUGCCAUCUCGCUUACUCACGGACCCAAUAGAGCUAGAACGGAGCCUAUCUGAGGCCGGCCAUGAUGGAUUUGGUGCGUUAUGCGAAGACGCCAGUCCACCUUCACCGCCACCCACCAUCAUUGAGGAAACUUACCAUCACAGGCCGGUAGCAUCCAUAGUAGCGGUGGUGCCACGAGAGGCCCUGGCACCAUCACCACGGCCUCCUCCGCUCAUUACUCUGCCCCCACCCAGACAACCCCCACCACUUAGAUUGCCCUUGGAUAUGGCGGUGCGCGGAUGUGAACCCGAAACCUUGAGCUACGAAGUCGAGUUGAACAAGGACUCCGCGUUGGGUCUGGGUAUUACCGUCGCGGGGUACGUUUGCGAACAAGAGGAGCUGAGCGGGAUUUUCGUGAAGAGCAUAAGCGAAGGCAGCGCAGCCGACGUCUGUGGCAGGAUUCAAGUUAAUGACAGAAUUGUUGAGGUGGACGGAGUGUCGCUGCACGGAGUGACGAAUCACCGAGCUGUUGCUUUAUUGCGAGAUGCUAAGGGCCCCAUCGUUAAACUAAAGGCUUUGAGGUACCUCCGCGGAGCUGGUUUUGAACGUCUGCAGAAAGCGUUGGCAGCGCAAGACGGGAAACGUUCCCCAAUUCCACCGCCCAGCCCCUCUGUCACUUCCUUGGCUAAAUACAGCUUUAGUGUGUACGAUGAAUCAACAGUAAUAGAAGUCGAGGCAGAUUCCGAAAUACAACCACAUCUGCCAUCCCCAACGUCGCCAUCUGACGAAGCAGAAAUAGUGAUAGGAAGAGACGAUGACAUUUCGGAAAGAGAGAUCAGGAGGAUACAGGAUAAGUGGCGGGAUGUUCUGAGAGACGAACCGGACUGGCCUGGACAUCAGUACGAUUAUGAUAUUAUUGUAGGCUCAAUAAUAAAAGGGAAAGACAGCGGCCUAGGCAUCUCUUUAGAAGGCACAGUGCGGGUCGUAGGCGGUAAGGAGGUCCAAGCGCGGCACUACAUCAGGGCGAUAGCACCGAAUGGGCCUGUUGCUAAAUUGGGCAUCUAUCAUGUUGGUGAUGAAUUGUUGGAGGUGAACGGCUGGCGAGUACUAGGCGCACAUCACGUCGAAGUGGUGACGCGGCUCAGAGCUGUGACGUCUCCGGUGCUUCUCGUCGUGGUGCGGAAGCGGAGUGAACAAAGCAACAGAAUUGAACCUAGCUUAGCAAGGAGCGGUGUACUAGGAGGCAGCCUUCAAGACUUGCUUGCUCCACCUCAAAGACUGAUUAAAGCGAAGUCAGAAAGUUCAGUUGCGUCCUUGUGCAGCGCGACCACUGUGCUGUCGGCUGGCCAUGAUCAUGAUGAAUUCUGUUCAGACGAGUUGGAACGGAAUAGAUCCAGGUCUUUGGAACCACUAAGCUGGCUGGCGAUGUGGAGCGACCAUGUUGACUACAUCCAGCUGCACAAAGAGGAGAGGGGGCUUGGGUUCUCUAUUUUGGACUACUUGGAUCCUUCAGAACCCAGCAGCUCAGUGAUAGUGGUACGGUCCGUGGUGAAUGGUGGUGCCGCUGCGUUGGACGGGAGACUGUCUCCAGGGGACAGGCUGGUGUCGGUCAACGGUCUGGACAUAUCCAGGGCGCCGUUAGCUGUUGCAGUCUCUGCUAUAAAGAGUGCACCUAAAGGCAUCGUAACGAUCGGAAUAUCAAAACCCUUACCAUGCAGUACAGUGGUGGGAGGAGAAAAAGCGAAUGGUCCUAAUUUCCAGAAUAGUCAGCGCUUGGAGUACUUAACAAAGGUGUUUCGUCUGAUAAUGUCACUCCACCAAGACAUCAUGGCGCUUCAAUUGCACUGUCAAAGGGAGUGCAUCAAUUCACUGGCCUCAGACGACCAGACGGGUAUGGAUUCCUUCCACGAAUGCUUGCAAGAAUACGGUGAAGGCCUCGAAGUAGUCCAGAUAUGCCUUGAACCAGAGGAACCUUCGAUCAAGGACGAAGAAUUAUCCGCCCUAGCCGAUAUAAGUACUGAUGAAUCAAACAAAAAAGAUAAAUCUAUCACUGACAAUGUCAUCAUUACUAUUGAAAAUAAGCAUGAUAAAGAGAAGGUAAACGGUAUAGUAGAGUUAAAAACAUUAAAAUCAGAAGAAUCAUUGGAUGAUCCUGACGAUGAUAUGACAAUAACCGAAGACGAUGUCGCUACGGCACCCAGAGAACUAAAUGUCCGAAGUAAAUCAGCAGACAGAAAAGAAAUGAAUGGAAACAAAACCCUAUCGAAGCAGCACAGUAGGGAUAUAUCGACGUCAGACGAAAUGGUAUUCGCAGUAACUCCAACUGGCCUUGAACGGAUAAGCUACGAGAAGUAUUGGAGAGAAUGCGAUAGUAAUAAGGAGAAAACAAACGACGAGAGCUGGAAAGAAUGUCUCAACUCUCCAAACGACGAGACCUCGAGCUUAUACGACACCACCACUAGAAUUUCCGUCCAGGAAGAAAACCAUUCGUUGCUGUUUAUAGAUCAUGAAAUCGACGGUUAUGAAACUUGUCUCGACGAAGAUUCAACGUCCAUAAAAUGUACAUCGAAAAACGCUCAUAAAAUGAACGGCGAUAGCGAGAUCAAAGAGUUAGAUAAACAAAAUAGAGUAGUUAAUAAAAACAAAGACAACGCCUGUGCCAAAACAAUCGUCGAUCACUACUCGGCCAAUUCCAAAGAGGAUGUGUCGUCUUUUCCAUAUGUGGAGGAGCACAUUAUAAAACAAAUGCAAUCGCUGAGAAUAGAACCCUUAAACGUAAACGUAUAUAAUAGAAGGAAGAAGAAGAGUCCAACGAAGCCGUCCAAGAAUGAACGUAGAUGCAUCGAGUACUACAACGACCAAGACGAGUGCUUAAAGGAAAUCAAUAGAAAAAAACUGGAGGAAGAGGAGAAGAAACACAAACAUACGCAAAACAAAAUAUUGGAAAACAACAAAGGAGUGAUAGAGAAGAAGCUGCAAUUGAAGAAGCGGGACCCAAGCGAAGAAUCGACAGACGCUGAAGCGAACUACGUGGCGGGUUGUCAUAAGUGUUUCCUAGAGAGUUACGCGUACGCCAUAACUAAAGCGUAUAUUGAGGAGGCGAAUUGUUGUAAAUAUUGUGAGGUGAUAAGGGAUAUGUUGGAACCGCCGAAGACGAUGCCUCACAGGCGUAUGUCAGCUCCAGGAGUACUGAGUUUGGACAGUCCGAUAUCAGAUACGGGUAAUGGAGGACUGUUAGGGGUACCCGGGGAAAGGGGGCGGAGGAAAUCAGCUGGGCCAUUGAAAUAUCUCGUGCCUUCUAGAAGACCUAGCUUUGUUCCAAACAUGACGGUGACGGUCUCACCAGAACGGCGCGAUGGCGUGUCAGCCCAGCGCUGGGGCCCGCCACGAAAGGUUACAUUGAAGAGAGGCCCUGGUGUCCCACUUGGGGUCAGCAUUGUUGGCGGGAAGGUCGACAUAAUAUCAGGAAGAGAUGACGCAAAUGGAAAUGAUAAAGGAAUAUUCGGGAUCUUCAUCAAAAACGUCGUUCCUAACAGUGUAGCUGGCAAAACUGGAGAGUUGCGCGCUGGCGAUAGAAUAUUGGAAGUAGACGGUGUCUGCGUAAGAACAGCACAACAUGAGAGAGCAGUUCAACUUAUUAAAGCAGCCGGCUCCAUCGUUGUAUUGACGGUGCAAAGUUUAAUGACAUGGAACACUGAUUCAUCUGAUUCGUCGCCACGAGCUGUGACAGCUAGACCUUCCAUGAAGAAGAAACCAGCUCCAGCACCACCGCAAAAACAUGAUAUCAAGAUAACAGUAACAUCAGACUCGGAUACCCCAAAAGUGAAUGGCGAAAUAAAGGAAGACGAAGAGGAAAAAGAAAAAGAGACAGAAGAAAAGCCGAAGUCUGCUUAUUCGUCCGAAGAGAGUAGUGACGAGGAAGAUGAAAGAGAACUGCAAGGAAGGACUUACUCUGAGAAGGGCGUUGAGAUUGAUCGAGCUUCCGCCGGUGCCAUCAAGCGUAGUAGAGAAGAGAAGGAAGCGGACAAAGAAGAAGAAGACGACUUCGGCUACACAUCAAAUAAAAUUAAAAAGAAGUAUGGCCCACUCGGCGAAAGCAUUGUUGUGGUCAAACUGGAGAAGCACGCCAAACAUGGCCUGGGACUCAGCUUGGCCGGACACAGGGAUAGAAGUAGGAUGGCCGUCUUCAUAUGCGGGAUACAUCCAUCAGGAUCCGCUGCGAAGUCUUCACCGCCUGUCAAAGUCGGAGACGAGAUCCUGGAGGUGAACGGAAUUGUGCUCCACGGACGAUGCCACCUAAACGCAUCUGCCAUCAUCAAAGGAUUGCUGGGACCCGUCUACAAGUUCAUCCUAUUGAGACGCAAAGCUGCCUUAGAAGAUGUUGCUGUAAAACCACUGACGCAAUUUCCAACGGCAUUGGAGGAAGAGGUCAGUUUUUUAUUUAUAUUUUAG